UGCAGCUGGCAAAAAAAAAAAUACUGGUUGACGUUUAACUGAUUUAUGAACAAAUCGCGUGUGUGUUUGGUACAUCUUUUUUUGUUGUCGUUUCUUAGCUAACACAUGACCUGCAAUUUACCCAGUGUACUGGCAGUGGUGGAGGGAGCAAAAGAGGUGAGUUUGCAUCUGUGUGCAAGCGGGGGGCAGCGAGUGACUGAAGUGCGGCAGGGAGGGAGAGCUGUAUCGGUCAGCCAUGGGUUUCCGUAAGAAGAACAAGAGCCCGGCGGUGCUGAGCCACGAGUUCGUGAUCCAGAAUCACGCCGAUAUGGUUUCGUGUGUGGCUAUGGUCAUUCUCCUCGGCCUGAUGUUCGAGGUGACAGCAAAGUUUGCCGUCAUGUUCAUCACUGUCCAGUACAAUGUGACGCAAGGUCUUGAUGAGAGGGCUGAGCCAGUGAACCUGUACCAGUACGGUCCUAAAGACCUGGCCACCGUGUUCUUCUACCUGCUCAUCGCUGUCAUACUCCACGCCUUAAUACAGGAAUACGUUCUUGACAAAAUGAAUAGGCGGUUGCAUCUGUCAAAAACCAAACACAGCAAGUUCAAUGAGUCGGGACAGCUUGCUGCCUUCUACUUAAUCUCCUUCAUCUGGGGCUGCAGCAUCUUAACAGCGGAGGAAUUUGCAACAAAUCCUACUUUCCUAUGGGCGGGCUAUCCACACACCCACAUGGUCUUUCAGGUGAAGUUCUUCUACAUUUGCCAAAUGGCCUACUGGCUCCACGCCCUUCCUGAGCUGUACUUCCAGAAAGUGCGAAAGGAGGACAUUCCCCGCCAGCUCUAUUACAUUUGCCUUUACGUCUUCCACAUCACCGGUGCCUACGUCUUAAACCUCCACCGGCUGGGCCUGGUGCUGCUUGUACCUCACUCCCUGGUGGAGCUCCUGUUCCACGCCUCGCGCCUGUUCUAUUUCAGUGACGAGAACAAGCAGAAGGGUUUCACUCUGUGGGCGAUGCUUUUCGUCAUCGCACGCCUUGUCACCCUCACCCUCUCCGUACUGACAUUCGGCUUCGGACUGCCCCGUGCAGAGAACCAGGGAUUCUCACUGGCGGAGGGAAACUUUAAUGUGCUCACCGUUAGGAUGACAUGCCUGGCUGCCAUUUGCCUCACCCAGGCUUGGAUGAUGUGGAAAUUCAUCAACUUUCAGCUGAAGAAGUGGAGGGAGCACAGCCAGAGCCAGGCUUCCAAGGUGAAGGCUAUCAGCCCAAAGAGCAAGCCCCACAAGAAGGACCCAGUCCGGGGAGGUUCUGCCAACGGUGUUGGUCUGAAGUCUGAUGACAAGACAUCACCUCGGGCAAGAAAAGCCUUGUAGAGAUGGAGGGAGAGAACUAAGUGAGGGAGCUGCUCUCAAUGUGACACUUUUCACCACAUAAAAAAAAAAGUUAACUUACUGUUCGCCAAAACAACCACUUAAGCGCACAAAGAAACCGUAACUUAACCAUCUCUUGAGUUAGAACUGUUAAAAACUAGGUUCUGUUUUGAUGACCUGAUACGUGUGUUCAGUCGUUCUUUCUCAGGAUGUAAUUAAUGUAGGUCGGGCAUGGUCGACUGGUUAAACGCUUUAACUGGAUAAAUUGGUCAAAAAGUGUCCCUUUUGGAGAGGACUUCCUAUUGCAUCCAGCUUCAGGGCCUGAUUCUAUCAAACUUGUUAACCGGGUUUAUGAGGAAGUCAAACAAGUACCGUUCAAUUUGCAUUGCAAGAGUGCAUGUCAGGAUUCAUGUUCUCACCCGAACAUGUAAAAGAAAGAAUGGGCAAACGUUGGGCAUAAAGUUUAGCCGUUUACCUGGCCGUUGGUUUCGAUUGAAUAGGGACCUCACCAUUUAACUCCUAAAAGGUGUCUGUUUACUGCCUGUAUUGUUACCUGCCUUUUGCCAUAUGAAACCUGGGCUAUUAUGGGAUUGAGGGCACUGUUUGUCAUUAGUAGCCCCCAUCUUCUGACUCAACCGGCCUUCAUCCAGGAACCGGAACUCCUGACGGGAGAUACUGUCUUUAUCCAUGCAGAACUAGAUCUCUUCAGCAAAUGAUGCAUUCAUGUAAGAGUAGGAUUUGUGCAGGUGAGGUUUGUGUUUUCAGUUCAGGAUUUUGAUCCAUGAUCUCUUCAUUUAACAACGGCGGUCCUUUCUGCGCUCAAGUUAUUGUUAAGCUUCGAGGGUCAUGGUUGGGUUUUGACGUGCUGUCAUGUUUUGAGUUUGCAUAUCUCAGAAGCAUUCGGUGGCCUUUUUCACAUCUGCUGGUAGAGUUUUGAGUUAUUUAUUUCAGUCGUAUCUUGUUUUUAAAAAAUAUCUAUAUAUCAUGCUUUGGCAACUCUCUUAACCAGCAUAGACGAGGUACAAAGUGAAACGCUUUGUCUCGGCGCUCAACCCAAAUAAUGCAAAACUCCUUUAAGUGUCCUUAAAAUGUCAGUGGUGCGAGCUGUGAAAUUUUCCUUGGGUUUCCUUUUCUGUUUGCCUUUUUUUAUAUCGGGGUAUAUGAUGGCGGGCAGCUGCCUCCGGAAACACCUACCUAUUCUACUGUACGCCCCGUUCUCAGAUGGGAGAGGUGUCUGUUGGUGCGUGUUUGAGCCCUUGCAUUGUUACCUGUGGUAAUGCUUCUGCUGCGUCUGUGAGGAAGUGAAUGCGCCGCGUGAGUCAUGCUUUCGUCUUUGCUUUUUUUCUUGGUGGUGGGGGGGGGGGGAGACGUUGUUUCCCUUGUGGCAUUAUAGAAUGCGACACAACCAGUUUAUAGACUCCCCUCGUUUCCUUUUUAAAUCCUCUACCUUGUUUUCAUUUCACCCUUUUUUGUUCAUUGACGAAAGGCCUUUGUAACGAAGAAGAUGAGUGACAACUGAGUACUUUCUAUAUAAAGUUAGUUGUUGGAUGCUUACAACCUCUGGCCCUUCCUUAACCUUGUCCUGUAUGAAAGGGAUUCUGUGAGUUCUGUUUGCCAAAUUUGGGGGGGGAUUCUUGCUCCACCUUUCCAGUGAUUCAGACGUUUGCCUUUGGACACUUAUGUCCUACUGUAGACCCAAUGCUGUUGCCACAAAUGGGCCAAGUUACCAGUCCUGCUUUGGUGAACCUGAUCUCAACUCUGCUUCACCAACUUCUCUGACUAGCGUUUAUAGUUGGCUGACGCAUGUACUGGUCUGGGACCAGGCUACUUGUUUGGUAGGUUGCAUAGUUUAUUUGUUUUUUGCCAGGAAGUACAUGAGUCGUGACUAGUUUAGUCCUCAUAACGCUCUAUCUUAAGUUGAGUGUGGAGGACUUGUGUUCUGUUAUGUGGCAAAUGUCUCUGAGGAGGAAAGGUGGAGCAGAGGACCUUUUUUACCUUUUCUGUACUUUACAGUAUCUGAUGUUUAAAAUCUACAUGAAUCUAACGCUACACUGUACUAAAAGUGGUCAGAAUUUUUAAAGCUAUUUUUAUAGAUUUGAAGAACUUAGUUCACCAAUAUUCAACACAUAUAAAUAUCUGUAUUUUGCAUCCACAUUGGCAUGUUUUUCUACAUCAAAAGACAAAGCUUUCUCCCCUUUCUAAGUCAGGGUUCACAUUUCAGUUUCACCAUCGGGAUGUAUAUAUUGAGUAGAGUAAAUGAGAACCACUCUGCCAUAAGAUGAUGCUCAGAAAGCACUAUGUGGAAACUGUACUGUAGUUGUAUUGUAUUCUACUGUAAUUGCUAUCUGCUGUCCAUGGCACUAGGUAGCAAAGCUACUGUUUGAUCAGCAAGGAUCCUGAUAUGUUUUUUUUUUUAUUGUUCUAAGGUGUAUUUAAAUCAGUGGGUCGUCCUACUCUUACACUAGCCUGAUCCCAGACCUGUGUCUUCUUUAACCAACUCCUCUGCUAGCAUGACAACCAUAGUUAGAGACGUUGACUAGGAUAUUAGUAUCUGAUCAAGGACCAGGCUAUUGCUGACCCUGUAAAACAACACAUUUCACUUCACCUAGCUGGUGUGUGGCACUAACACAUCUAACUAUAUACAACACUUUGGUGAAGUGAUAAUUACAAUAAAGGAAAGAUUAGCAUUUUGCCCUUCAUCCAUUCCUUUAUGAAUUGAUUUGAUGUCAUGAUACACUGAGGGGGCCGAGGAACAGGAGUUUCUCUAGCCAGGUUAGGACACAUGAUAACCCUCUCUGAGUUGUCUUCUCAAUGCUACAACCGCUAUUGAAACAUACAGUGUAGUGAAGCAUGACACCAAUGGAUGCCACUGUGUACUGUCAGCAUGUUUGGUUGUAGCACUGUUCUGUAGCCUAGCGCGAGUCUUGACUGCAAGGACCGUUUGUUCUCUGGUAAGGUGGCAAUGGGCCAACACAAUUCAAAGUCCCAUGCUAAUAAUGUAUUAGUGUAUAUCAGCCGUUUAGGUGGCAACGACCAUUUGAUGCAUUUGCAAUGGGAUGCAUACUCCUUCAUAGCAGCCAGGUACGUAGAAGAAAAACAUGGUUAUGGUUCAUGCACUGUCCUUGUUUUGUGGUGUUUUUGCUGCUUGCUUCUCGAUUUAAAAAAAAAAUAUUUAAAAAAACGUGUCGUCUCUGAAAUGCUCUGGAAUGUAAAUUUAUGCAAAAAUCUUGGUAUUUCUUUUGUUUGUACUUAAUUCAUGUUUGAAUAAAGCCUUUGAUUAUCCAGA
Molecule: messenger RNA, 4631 nt
Organism: Oncorhynchus masou masou (cherry salmon)
Lineage: Eukaryota; Metazoa; Chordata; Actinopteri; Salmoniformes; Salmonidae
Product: translocating chain-associated membrane protein 1-like 1
Exons: 11
Coding region: 236-1348 (370 amino acids)
Biological process (GO): protein insertion into ER membrane; SRP-dependent cotranslational protein targeting to membrane, translocation
Cellular component (GO): endoplasmic reticulum membrane
Source: RefSeq, a predicted model, not a curated record